GUAGAUUGUUCCAUAUCUCGAUGUAAUUCGAAAAUAUGAGAUGAGAACAUGGAUUUUACCACUGCAGAUGGAAUACAAUUCACUUCCAAAAGCAGUUGCCCGUCCCGUAACCCGACUUCAUGAAAUUGGAAGAGGUUUGCAUUAAGGCUCGAGCUUCCACGGGCUUUUUUAUCGGCAGAGUAAGCUCAUCAGUUUCUUCUCUUCUGCAAUCAUGGGCCUGAGUCGAUUUUCGCCUUUCGGUCAGCAACUCUCUGAGGGCAUUCGAUGAACCGUAACCGGCAUAAUACGGGCUAAUGGAAUGUCUAGGCCGGAUUGAUCUAUGUGCUUAAUAGAAGGUUUUAUUCAGUUCUUUAACAGGGAUGCUGUUGAGGAAUUCCCGAGAAUCCUCGAAGAGUUGCCCAGAAUUUGAGAACACCCUUAGCCUGUGCAACGACGACUUUCUCGAACUAGACCGUAGGUUUUUGAGUUCAUUUCUCAGCAGAUAAAACCUUCAACCGCAAUUCAGCUCCCCUCCCCGCUCUGGGCCAUGCCUAUCCUGUACUACUGCAGACAGACCACACCUGGAAAAUUGGCUCCCUUGUCUUUCUCUUGCUUGGAAAAUCUCCUUGAUGUACGCGGCGAGAAUGAACGCAUGACAGAUGAAGUUUGUUCCAGAUUACGAUGAUCAUAAGCGUCAAGUCCCGUUUCGCCUUGAUAUUGAAGCGCUAUGGAUAGUUAUGCUUUUAUGGUGAUCGAACUAUCAGAGCCCUCCUAGAGACCGACUUUAACAUGAAGAUAUGUGCAUUCAGUAUUAUAUUCUUAUCCUGCACGCCGCUUGGCCAAGCCAAGGAUUUGCCGCCAGGCCCGCCCUGCCUUCCGGUGAUCGGGAACCUCCACCAGCUCGACUGCUCCGCAGUGCACCGUUCCCUAUGGAAGCUCUCCAAGACUUAUGGACCCCUCAUGUCGUUGAAGAUCGGGAGCAUCCCAUUCCAAGUGGUUUCAUCGGCAAGAAUGGCAAGGGAGAUUAUAAAAAACCACGACCCUGAAUUCUCCGCUCGUCCCCAGCCCAGAGUGAUGCAAAAACUGUCUUAUAACGGCCUUGAUGUGGCCUUCACGAGCUAUCCCGACAAAUACUGGAGGGAAAUGAGGAGGCUCUAUGUCCUUCACGUCUUCAGCCCCAAAAGGGUCCAAUCAUCUCAGUCCAUUCGAGAGGACGAGGUUUCAAAGAUGAUUAUGGACAUCUCGAGGUACGCGUCAUCCUCGAAAGCAAUAAACUUGAGCAAAAGUUUUCUCUCCCUGACAAGCACGAUCAUCUCUAGGAUCGCGUUCAGAAAAGACUACACCUCGAGAAAGUUCACGAAUGCCGAUUUCUAUUGGCUCCUCCAUGAGGCCCUAGCCCUCCUUGCUAGCCUCUCUUUUGAAGACUAUUUCCCUGUGGUUGGCGGUAUGAUCGAUCACUUCACAGGACUUCCCUCUCGCAUACAGAGAGUUUUUGGGGAGUUGGAUUCAUUCUACGAGACGAUAAUCAAAGAGCACCUCACUCGGGACAGGGCCGGUUCCGAGGAACAAGACAUAAUCGACUUCUUACUGCAACUGAGACAGGACAAUAAGUCAUCCUCGCUUGAUAUCACCACUGAUCGCAUCAAAGCAAUCAUCAUGAACAUAUUCAUAGGGGGAACAGACACAAAUGCAGCAACCUUGGAAUGGGCGAUGACAGCAUUAAGGAAUCAUCCUGGAGUUAUGACCAGACUCCAAGAGGAAACAAGGGCCCUUUUCGGGCACAAGGAUUUCAUAUCCGAGGACGACCUCCCGAGCCUCCCUUACCUCACUGCAGUGGUCAAGGAGACCCUGAGACUGUAUCCUCCUGUUCCGCUGCUACUUCCACGGCAGACAGCCAGUCACUGCACUAUCGACUGUUACAACAUCAAACCCAAGUCCCGGGUUCUCUUCAACGCGUUUGCGAUUGGAAUGGACCCCGAGUACUGGGGGUCGGACCCGGAAGCGUUCUUUCCGGAGAGGUUCAUGGACAGCUCCGUGGACUUCAAGGGACAGGACUUUGGGCUGAUCCCAUUUGGGAGUGGAAGAAGAGGCUGCCCUGGUGUGCUCUUAGCAAGCCAUGUAGUGGAAUUAGCACUUGCUAACUUGGCGAACUCCUUCGACUGGGAACUUCCCCAAGGAAUGGAGGGAGAGGCAGUGGAUACAGAAGCUGCUCCUGGGACUACUACCCACAGGAAGACUGAUCUAUGCCUCCUGCCAAAGAUGAAAGCUCAUUACUCGAUCGAACAGGAGCCAUCGUAGUGAACAGCAUCAUCCCCAUGAUGUGAUUUUGUUGACAGGAACUUUGGCUUUGCAUUAGCAGAAGUUGUCAUGCUCGGUUAAUGCUGCUUGAUGAUUCUAGACGGGUCCGCAACACUUUUGAGAUUUGAUUGAAUGGUCAUUCCCUAA
This is a messenger RNA of Punica granatum (pomegranate), 2424 nucleotides long. NCBI's taxonomy places the organism in Eukaryota, Viridiplantae, Streptophyta, Magnoliopsida, Myrtales, Lythraceae. The record is from RefSeq and is a predicted model, not a curated record.